AUGGCGGCAGACGCGGACAGCGAUAUUGCUAUUCGUUUUGUCGACGAAAACGACUACAGAGAGAUUUCUGCUAAGCUGUGACAGCGAAACGGAAAUUAAAAAAGAAUCGCCCUUUCCUGGCUUGUUUCUAAACAUUGUUACGAUGUUGAUUCGAGCGAAGCUGAGAGUUCUAGUGAAGAAGAUGAAAAAGUCAGUGCAAGCGAGGAGGAAGCUGUAACCGAAACGGAGAGUGCUAAGGAAAGACAAGAAUCGGUAGAAAGCUCCUAUUCCGAUGAUAGUUCAGCAGAUGAAGCGAAGAGGAGGAAAAGUGCAGGGAAGCCUAAACCUGCGCCUUCGAGUUCGACCGUCAUCAAAUGA
Porites lobata is the source of this 357-nucleotide messenger RNA. The record is from the annotation of a GenBank genome assembly. NCBI's taxonomy places the organism in Eukaryota, Metazoa, Cnidaria, Anthozoa, Scleractinia, Poritidae.